CGCGCCGAGCCGUUGCUCCGCCCUCGCCGCUGCCAUGGCGGCAGCUCCGCCGGUCUCCAAGGCUGAGUAUCUGAAGCGUUACUUGUCUGGGGCAGAUGCCGGCCUGGAAGGAGGUUCAGAGUCCGUUCGGAAGAGGCGCAAAAAACGACCGAAGCCGGGAGGCGCCGCUGGCAAGGGAAUGCGGAUUGUUGAUGAUGAUGUGGGCUGGGCAGCUAUCUCUACCACUAAGCCGGAAAAGGAGGAGGAAGAGGAUGGAGAUUUGCCUGUGGUGGCUGAGUUUGUGGAUGAACGUCCAGAAGAGGUGAAGCAGAUGGAGGCCUUCCGCUCCAGUGCCAAAUGGAAGCUCCUGGGAGACCACAGUGAAGAUGGACAUUUCCGUCAUGAUGAGCAAGAUCCAUCUUCUCCUAGGAGGGUUCGUCAUGACACCCCAGAUCCAUCUUCUAGGAGGGCCCGUCAUGACACCCCAGAUCCAUCUCCUCCCAGGAAGACCCGUCAUGAUACACCAGAUCCGUCUCCUCCUAGGAGGGUUCGUCAUGACACCCCGGAUCCAUCUCCUCCCAGGAGGGCCCGUCAUGAUACACCAGAUCCCUCUCCCCCAAGGAGAUCCCGUCAUGAUACCCCAGAUCCCUCUCCCCCAAGGAGAUCCCGUCAUGAUACCCCAGAUCCCUCUCCCCCAAGGAGAUCCCGUCAUGAUACCCCAGAUCCCUCUCCCCCAAGGAGAUCCCGCCAUGUCUCAGACACAUCUCCUCCCAGGAAGUCUCAUCGUAAUUCCUCAGGUGCAUCUUCUAGGAGAGGCCAUCCUUGUUCCUCGGGUGUCUCUCCCCCCAGAAGGGCCCAUAACCACUCCCCUGACACAGCUACACAUAGGAGGACUUUUGACACUUCAAACCCACAGCAUCUCAGGAGGGCCCGUCAUGACUCCCCUGAUUUGGAACUGUCCAGAACCAAAAGUAGUAAAGCUGCAGAAAGAUCCUCUAGCAAGGCUGUACACCAGAGGGGGCUGGGGCCCUCUCACCCAUCAUUCUCCAAGAACAGCAAGUACAGGCAGGACUCUGACCUUUCUCCACGGAAACGGCAAGCAAAGGCUCAUGUUGGAGCUAAGAAGCAGUUUGAUCCUAAAGGUGUCUGCCAAAAAGCCUCUGAUUCAGACCUUUCUCCUCCACGGCAAAAACAAAAUCCAGGACACCAGGAUUCUGACGCGGAUCUGUCACCGCCACGGAAUAGACAGAGACGUCGGAGCUCUGACUCUGACCUCUCUCCACCCCGGAGAAGACAGAGGACCAAAUCUUCUGAUUCUGAUCUCUCUCCUCCUCGAAGGAGUCCCCGUCCCGGGAAGAAGACUGCACGUAUGUAUUCUGGAGCAAAAACUGGGUUGGUGACUGAUGUUCAGCGGGAGCAGCAGGAUCUCAAGAAACAGGACCAAGACACCACAGCCUUUGGAGCUCAGUUUGAAUUUGCUGAAACGGUGUUUCGAGACAAGUCUGGUCGGAAGAGGAAUUUGAAGCUGGAACGCCUGGAGCAGAGGAGAAAAGCAGAGAAGGACUCAGAGCGAGAUGAGCUUUAUGCCCAGUGGGGCAAAGGGCUUGCCCAGAGCCGGCAGCAGCAGCAGAAUGUAGAGGAUGCAAUGAAGGAGAUGCAGAAGCCUCUGGCCCGCUAUAUCGAUGAUGAAGAUCUGGAUCGGAUGCUGAGAGAACAAGAGAGAGAGGGGGACCCGAUGGCCAACUUCAUUAAGAAGAAUAAGGCUAAGGAGAACAAGCACAAGAAAGUGAGGCCUCGCUAUAAUGGUCCUGCACCUCCUCCCAAUAGAUUCAAUAUCUGGCCUGGAUACCGCUGGGAUGGAGUGGACAGAUCCAAUGGCUUUGAACAGAAGCGCUUUGCCAGGCUUGCCAGCAAGAAGGCUGUGGAGGAGCUUGCCUACAAGUGGAGUGUGGAGGACAUGUAGCUUCUCCGCAGCUGUGUGGUGCUGUGUUGGUGGUGACACAGGACAGCCUGACAUCCAGCUCUAAUGCUUGUCUUGCUAGACACAAACCAGCAACUUGCGGUCAGUUCUGACCUUUGGACUAGGCACCUACCCUUGGCUGUGUCCGUGCUGUCUGACUGGCUUUGGCAGGACACAGUGACUUCUCUAUCCCAGAGCUUGUUCUUAGCCAGUGCUUUUCUUCUUAUUUUUAAAAAUAAAUACAUAUUUAUUUUUUUUUGUAA
Messenger RNA from Arvicola amphibius (Eurasian water vole), 2202 nucleotides. RefSeq names its product BUD13 homolog (gene Bud13). Gene Ontology annotation, molecular function: RNA binding. Gene Ontology annotation, biological process: mRNA splicing, via spliceosome. The record is from RefSeq and is a predicted model, not a curated record. The transcript is spliced from 10 exons. Gene Ontology annotation, cellular component: RES complex; U2-type spliceosomal complex. The coding region runs from base 35 to 1942 and encodes 635 amino acids. Lineage: Eukaryota; Metazoa; Chordata; Mammalia; Rodentia; Cricetidae.